This is a messenger RNA of Aspergillus chevalieri, 912 nucleotides long. RefSeq lists its product as uncharacterized. The transcript has 8 exons. The record is from RefSeq and is a predicted model, not a curated record. Bases 1 to 912 code for a protein of 303 amino acids. Gene Ontology annotation, biological process: carbohydrate transport; transmembrane transport. Gene Ontology annotation, molecular function: carbohydrate:proton symporter activity. Gene Ontology annotation, cellular component: membrane. NCBI's taxonomy places the organism in Eukaryota, Fungi, Ascomycota, Eurotiomycetes, Eurotiales, Aspergillaceae.
AUGCCAAAGUUCAAUGUCUUUGGGACUGGAGUGUCCCUUCAAGUGGCCAUUUGGAUAGCCUGUUCGAUGGCAUUCAUGCUUUUUGGCUAUGACCAAGGCGUCUUCUCUGGAAUUAUAGAAAACGAUAACUUCCUCCGUACAAUGGGUCAUCCGAACGACAGUCUGACGGGUAUCAUCGUCUCAAUUUAUAAUCUGGGGUGCUUUGCCGGGUGUGUUGUGAACUUCAUGACAGGGGAUAUACUAGGACGGCGACGCAGCAUGUGGUUUGCAAUGACUUGGGUUAUUAUUGGUGCUACCCUGCAGUGCUCGGCGUAUACAGUCCCACACAUGAUGGUUGGCCGAUUUGUGACGGGGAUUGGAACUGGGAUCGAAACGUCAACGGUGCCCAUGUAUCAGGCGGAGCUGUCUGAGGCUAGUAAGCGAGGCAAACUGCUGUGCAGCGAGCCCAUGCUUGUGGCUGUGGGAAUUGUGAUCAGUUACUUCUUUGAUUAUGGGAUGAGCUUUGUUGGAGGGCCGAUCGCGUGGCGACUGCCAGUUGCAUGCCAGAUGAUAUUUGCAUUUAUUGUCAUUGCACUUGUUUUCGGUCUUCCUGAAUCACCGCGAUUUUACUACAAUGUGGGACGACAUGAGGAGGCCCUGCAGAUCCUCAGCGAUGUCCAUGGUUUGCCAAAAGACGACCCACAGAUUCAAGCUGAGCAGGCAGAGAUCUUUGAGGCAAUGUCUAUGGAGUCAAUGAAUGGAGAAUUUAAGUGGAGGCAUAUUUUCAAGCGCGACAAAAUGUCGACUGGUUACAGAAUUCUCCUUGCCUACGGAAUGCAGUUUAUGAACCAAAUGGGAGGGAUUAACCUUGUCGUAUACUAUAUCCCAACCGUCCUCAACUCCAACGUUGGCCUCAGCAAGAACCUCUCAUAG